AUGUCUAUAGAAUCACCAAAUGUGAAGGUGUUUUUGACAACGGCUCCCCUGAACCCAUUGGAAGGGCUAGAGUUUGUGAAAUGUGAAGAGGCAGGUGCUGUUAUUUAUUUUGGUGGGACUACAAGGAAUAGCUUUGAAGAUAAAGGAGUUGAGAAGCUGAUUUAUGAAGCACAUGAGAAAUUAGCAGUAAGAACGCUGACUAGAAUUGCAGAAGAAGCACUAUCAAAGUUUUCAGAUAACUCUAAAGACACAGGUAUUCACAAAAUUUACAUAUGUCAUAGAUUAGGAGAUGUUCCAGUGAAAGAGGAAAGUGUCUUGGUAACAUUGAGCAGUACACACCGUCAAGAAGGUUGGGAGGCUGCAAUUUGGAUACUAGAAAAGGUAAAAGAGAAAGCUGAAAUAUGGAAAAAGGAGAAUUAUACUGAUGGUUCUUCUUCAUGGAAAGAAAAUGACACCUCAAAUAUACUAUAG
Hansenula anomala is the source of this 471-nucleotide messenger RNA. Its product is annotated as molybdopterin synthase catalytic subunit. Bases 1 to 471 code for a protein of 156 amino acids. Lineage: Eukaryota; Fungi; Ascomycota; Saccharomycetes; Phaffomycetales; Wickerhamomycetaceae. The transcript has a single exon. Gene Ontology annotation, biological process: Mo-molybdopterin cofactor biosynthetic process. The record is from RefSeq and is a predicted model, not a curated record. Gene Ontology annotation, cellular component: cytosol.